GGCCACAGAAAAGAACAUCGUGGUACGUGCGGAGGAGCGCCAUCGUGGUGGAGGACACUUGACGUCGCGAACGGUUUGAGUACUCGCGCUCGCUGCCAAACACGUCCCCGGACCUACAGGGUGCAGCGGAGAACGCACUCCGCCACUAUGGGAGGAGUUUUUAAAGCGCCGCUCGUGCUCUCUCUUCUGUUUGUCACCGAACUGAAUAAGCUUUGAGAAGGAGACAAAACGGAGCAGGGCGGAUAAACUGUCAGUGAUUCAAGAGCAUCGUAUCAGCAGGGCAUCAUGGAUGACGACCUGAUGUUCAGCAUGGAGGAGGAAGACAGUGCCAGGAGACCCUCCUCUUCCUCCUCCCAGCACAGCAGUGUGAAGCAGCGAGCUUCCUCCCUCAGCGACGCCAAUGCCAGCGACGACGAAGACGACGAAGACAACUUCAUCUCCCCCAUCCUGGGCGACUCCGCCAAGGAAGUCUGCAACUACCUGAAAGAGCUCGUUUACUCGAGGCAGCUGUCAAACUCUCUUCCCAAGAACAACUUUUUGUUCAGGCAUGAAAUCGAGCCAGAGCGUCGAACGUACACUGUUUUGUCUGAGAGUGCACGGGCGGCAUGGAUCCAUGCCAUCGAAAAGGCCCGAGCCAUGCCGGACCCUUGGGCGCAGUUUCACCUGGAGGAGAUAGCGACAGAACCGUGCAUUCGCUACAGGUACAGUGCCAUCACAGGAGAGUGGGCUCAAGACCAGAUUCACAUCAAAAUGGCGGGACAGGCCUUUGGGAAAGGAGCCAUGAGGGAGUGCUUCAGAGCGAAGAAGUUGUCCAACUUCUCACACAGCAGCAACUGGAAGUCGGCGUCCAACUAUGUGGCCAAGCGUUACAUGGAGACGGUGGACAGAGACGUCUACUUCGAGGACGUCAGGCUGCAGAUGGAGGCCAAACUCUGGGGGGAGGAGUACAACCGUCACAGACCCCCCAAACAGGUGGACAUCAUGCAGAUGUGCGUGGUGGAGAUGACUCAACGACCCGGCAAGCCCCUCUUCCACCUGGAGCAUUACAUCGAGGGCAAGUACAUCAAGUACAACUCCAACUCUGGCUUUGUGAGAGACGACAACAUCCGUCUGACUCCGCAGGCCUUCAGCCACUUCACCUUUGAGCGGUCGGGCCAUCAGCUGAUCGUGGUGGACAUUCAGGGAGUUGGAGACCUCUACACGGACCCUCAGAUCCACACAGAGAAGGGGACGGACUUCGGAGAUGGAAAUCUAGGUGUGCGAGGCAUGGCUCUGUUCUUCCACUCCCACCUGUGUAACAAGAUCUGCAAGAGCAUGGGCUUGACGCCUUUUGACCUCUCCCGGCCAGAGACGUCCCAGAUGGACUGCACCAACAAGCUUCUUAAGUCGGCCCAGACGGUGCUGAGGGGCUGCGAGGAGGUCUGCGGCUCGCCUCGAGUUCGGACCUUGUCCGCAAGCCGGGCGCCCCCGCUGCUGUCCCGCCUGUCCGAGACCUCGUCUGCGGAGGAGAGCGCGAGCGACGCCGACUCCAUCCCCUGCUCGCCUCUCACCCUGCCCUUCUCUCCCUUGGUGGCAGGCGGAUUGAUGGGCAAGUCCCCUUCAGGUACCUUUAAGAUCAUUUCACCGUGAAUAAAGAGCACACCA
Molecule: messenger RNA, 1644 nt
Organism: Nematolebias whitei (Rio pearlfish)
Lineage: Eukaryota; Metazoa; Chordata; Actinopteri; Cyprinodontiformes; Rivulidae
Gene: eef2k
Product: eukaryotic elongation factor 2 kinase
Exons: 11
Coding region: 286-1629 (447 amino acids)
Biological process (GO): protein phosphorylation
Molecular function (GO): elongation factor-2 kinase activity; ATP binding
Source: RefSeq, a predicted model, not a curated record